AGGGGAGGGGUUUUGAUUGGCUGAAGUGGACCUGUUGCCACGGCAACGGCGAGGGGUUUGGUAGCGUUACCGUGUGCGCUGUGUGAUCUGCGCGCUGCGUGUAUGGAGGAAGCAGCUGCUGAUCUGAUCUCUGACAUUGUGUGAGACAGACAUCUGAAUAAACUGCGUGUAGACGUGUCUUUAAAUACACCACACCGGGAUACGUCUUGAAUGAUUACCUCUUUGGUUUAAUGGGUCCAAUCACUGGGAUGUCACCAGACAAGAAAACGGAAAUUCCGGGUAUGCUAGAAGAGCGGACAGGACUCAAAGGCGUCUGCGGCGUGGGAACCCUGCCCGAGGCGGAGUGCGCAUCCAGUCCUCUUGCAACAAGUGUGGAUCGCGCCGGCGGAGGCACUGAAGACGAGGAGCUCACCAACCUUAACUGGCUCCAUGAGAACCUUCUUCAGAACUUCGCUCUCGGUGGACCCGAAGCUCAGCCGAGUGGGAGUCCCCUAUUUGACAUAGAAGGAGAUUAUGGCUCAAACCAGGGCCCGUCGUCCUCCUCAUCUUCUCACAGCAGAGGCAGGGAGCGGGACUCGUUGAAGUCUAAGCCUCCUUUCUCCUUUUCCCUUCUCAUCUACAUGGCCAUCGAGCAGUCUCCCAGAAAGUCCUUGCCUGUUAAGGAAAUCUACGGCUGGAUUCUCGAGCACUUCCCUUACUUUUCCAACGCUCCCACCGGCUGGAAGAACUCAGUCCGUCACAACUUGUCUCUAAACAAAUGCUUCCGCAAGGUCGACAGGAGUCUGGGAAAGGCCAAUGGGAAAGGCUCACUCUGGUGUGUUGACCCCGAGUAUCGUCCCAAUCUAAUCCAAGCCCUUAAGAAGCAGCACUUCCCAGCCGCACAUGCCUUCUGCACACCCCCCGCCUCCCCGCCCAGUGCCUCCUCACCCCCUCGCCAUCUCUUUCUUCAAGGCUGCUCCUUCAAAGAGUCUGAUAUUGAUGCUGCCACUGCCAUGAUGCUCUUAAACUCUGCCCCCGGGCACCACGUUGACCGAUGUAACUCUGACGGCCCGCUUGACCUCUCUCGACCAGACUCUGUCCUGGUGAGUAGUGAUCCAAAGCAGGACCACAACUACAGCAGUGCCGCCCUGCAGCGCUGCUCCUCCCGUUCCUCCUCCUCCUCUCUUUCCUCCCUGGACGAAGGUGGCUGCGAUCGUAGACAGGCUUGCCGUGCCGGCAGCGAGGGUUUUCACAGCGACGAGGACUCCGACCUCUGGGACGAGAGGGGAGUUCAGCAGACUUCUCGACGUCCGCCCGCCAUCAAGUGGCCCAUAAGCAAGCGGGCACGGCGCGAGGUCAAACCGGAGCUGGACGAGGAGCUGAAGGAAGCCGCCGGCUCCUUGCUGCACCUUGCUGGUAUACGUAGCUGUGCAGAGGGGUCCAAACGCACUGUCAAGAGCACAAAACUUAACAGGAAAUGAAGUUCCCCAGGCCCCCAUAAGACUUCGGACCCUGUGAACCCCUGACUUCUGACCCCUGAUCGUGUGUCCCAGUGUGCCUCCUGCUCCUCACCUGAUCGUUCUUUGGCCAUUUUGAGCCUGUUUUCUUUUUUUUUUUUUCUUUUUUUUUUUGGUUGGGAGUAUCUCUGUCCAACAAACAAAUGGCAAUAGUAUCGUUCACACAGGAGAACAAAGCCAUAUAGAGUAACUGGAGGGUGGGUGGGACUCCCAGGGGUGGGUGCUUGGGCUGUGGAGAAUCAGCACACCUAUCCAGAGCGAUCCGCCUACUUCAGUCGGACAAGAAGAUUUUGGAAUCUUUGUUUCAGAGACAAAAAAAAAAAAAGCUGAAGGUUUUUAUAACUGAAAGCGUUUGCAUGCUUCCUCCUUACACCUGUAUCCUCUUCCAAGUGAAUAUUUAUGGAGCAGAUGAGUGCAUGUUUGUAACAGACAGAAUCUAACCUCCUGGUGUUAUCACUUUCUCCUGAAAAAAGAAAGCAGCUACUUCAAAAGCAACGCUUUCUCUUGUAAAACAUGCAAUAAUCAAUCCACAACCUUAACUUUUUGACGUGUCUUCAUGGUUGGCGUUCUUUAGAAUCAGAGCCGAGCGUGCUAGGUGAACUUUACAAUGAGGAAAGUGAACGGGGGUAGUAUUAUCCUCUUAUGGUGCGAUGAACUUAUUACACAAGAGGAGCGGCUCCCAGUCGGGAUCAGUAAGACGUAGAAAUAGUAUUAUUCUGCCACUGCCAAAUUUAGUUGCUCCGGAAGCGCUCGUCCCAUUUCACGCUGUCCUCGCUCGUUCGCUGACCCUCAUCCCAUCAGUCCUACUUCACUCACCUGCGUGAUGUUUGAGCUUUUAUCAUAGAGGCAAACCACAGGCACUCACAUGUUUGGUGACAGCCUAUGCAACACAAACAUGUGCCCAGAUGUUGGCUGUGUGUCUAUAGGUAAUCCUCCAUAGAUUUAUUAUUUUUAUUUUUUAUUUUCGUAUCAUAGUGCAUGCUGACUUUCAUAAUUCUGACAUGAUUCUGGUAAGAAAAAGUUUAAAAACCUGAUUUCAUUUAAUUUUUUUUAUUGAUAAUUCAGGCUCAAAGCUACGGAAACUCAGAGGUGCCACCCACGCAACAAUAAAAUUCAAGCAAUUUCACGUAAUAACAUGAUCACUUUAUUGUUCGUGCUCUUACUACACAUAAAACAUCAACAUAUAUACAGUAAAGUUAUAGUGUGAUAUACACUAGUGUGCAUUUUUUUUUGCAUGGGUGGCAGCUUUACAUUUCCGUAUAUUCCUGUCGUGUCGUUGGACUUCCUGGCUCUCUAAUCGCUCUUGGUCUUCUUCAGUGCCCAUCUGGUUAAACCACAGAACAGAAUCAGAUUUUGUGAUCAAUAUUUAGUUUUCAGCUGAGUAAUAAGUCACCUAAACGAAGGCUAGCUCAACAGUCACAUCUCCUCUAGAGGGGUACAGCCUCGACCCGUGCUGACAUCCUCUCUGCGCGAGCUGAGAGUGUGUUCACUGUUGCUCUUCCCGUUGGAACAAAAUAAGGAAGUACACAUUCUCAAGCUGUAAAAUGGAGUUGAUAGCAUGCAGCUCGCUGAUAGGAAGUUGCGAGGCGCUAAAGUCGACGGCCACAGAUGCCUGCACAUCCACAGGAUGCCGUUUAGCCUGGAAGCUCCUCAGAGUAGUCGUGUCACUGUCGCUGUAGCACGUGUGGGUCGGUGCCAAACGUUCUCUUGUGCCACUGAUGCGAAACUUCGAAAGGGCCACAGCCACUAUUAUGUCCCUGCUGCCACCAUGUAGUUUGAGUUCUGUGAAAAAAAAGAAAAUGGGAGACGACUCCAGUCAGUGCAGAUGAAACCAGACCUCUGGUCUUCAUUGAGUUUGUUUUUUUGUCACUUUGCAAUGUUAAGCUGCAGUUCCUGGAACUAGUACACACACUGGUCAUGUUAUCUGUGAACAAAAGAACAAAUUAAUGUUCAUUAGUUAUCGUUAUUAUUUAUAUUUUUAAUUUAUGGAAUUUUUUUUUAUCAUGGAUGCUAAAUCAGACACUGGUCACGUGACAAAGAAGCUAAGCACAUGUAUUCUACUUCCUCUUUAAACUUGUGUUUUUGUCUCCUUACUUUGCAACUAGACUUUUUGAAAGUGAGUUGCAGUGAAAAAGGAUUUUGCCAACAGUAAAUGUCUUUUCCCCUCUCAUUUUACCACUGACUGCCAAUUUUUUAUUUAGCUUUUAUCUUAUUACACUGGAUAGAAAACAUUUAUAAUGGGUCUUUUAACUUUGUUGCUGCCAAAAGUGGUGAACAGCGGGAGAAAAGAGCCCAGGCAUUCCCCAUAUUGUGUCAAAGACCCUGGAAGCCAAUUAAACUAUUUUUUUGACAUUUGUCUCGUAUGUUGUUUAUGUUUAUGUCGUGACCUGAAUAGUCAGGAGUUGAUUACACAUUAGACAUUUACUGGCACGCAUAGCUUGUAAUGUUAUGGGAUUCUGGGUCAGACUGGUUCAGCCAGCCAUGCAGCUGCAGCCCAGAAUCGGACCCGUGUUCGAUUACGACGACAGCUGCAGCUUUUGUUUUUUAUUUGGGUAAAAUCAAAGAUGUGAAGGUCUUAAAGUGACAAAGCUGAUAUGUGGACCAGAUAAAUGUUUCUGGAUACCAGGAUUCAUACAAUAACAACAAACUGCUUCAUUGCUCAACAGUUGAUGAAUAUUGAUUAUGUGAUUUUUUAUUUUUAUUUUUAAUUUUUUUCUUGUUGCAGAUUAUUUCUGGUUGCAAUUAAAUUUGUAUUUAUUUUUAUUUUUUGCAUUUGACAAAAGCUGCCAACCCAGUAUCAGUUUUCCUGUUGUCCGCCCUGUCUGUUGGACUGACACACCUGUUUUGGUUUUCGUAUGCUAACCUCUGUUGAUAAAAUGUUUAUAAGAUUUAUUUUCGCCAAAGAUAUGCAAUUGCAUUAUAUAUGGUAUUACAAAAUAUUAAUAAAAUCCUGUUCUUGUUA
This is a messenger RNA of Nothobranchius furzeri (turquoise killifish), 4458 nucleotides long. RefSeq names its product forkhead box N2a (gene foxn2a). Gene Ontology annotation, molecular function: DNA-binding transcription factor activity; cis-regulatory region sequence-specific DNA binding. Gene Ontology annotation, cellular component: nucleus. The record is from RefSeq and is a predicted model, not a curated record. Gene Ontology annotation, biological process: regulation of DNA-templated transcription. Lineage: Eukaryota; Metazoa; Chordata; Actinopteri; Cyprinodontiformes; Nothobranchiidae.